Molecule: messenger RNA, 3326 nt
Organism: Phyllotreta striolata
Lineage: Eukaryota; Metazoa; Arthropoda; Insecta; Coleoptera; Chrysomelidae
Source: the annotation of a GenBank genome assembly
GCCGGCAUGCGGUCGCCCGUUUUAAAUGCUGUAAUGAAAAAACUUGUUUCGAUGCUGAUGAAUGAUGACAUUUCGGUGUGAAUAGUACCGUGAGAAAAACGAUGAAAAAUUCUCCAUAAAACUUACGAACAUUUAUGGAGUUCAUUGUCAGGAGACAUGCGGAAAAUCUAUUCGAUUUGAAUCCAAUGUGACGAUUUGCAAACGUACUUUCGCAAAUGCAGAGAUAUGGAUGUCGGAGCCAAUCGCUUGAAUAAUGAACUUUACAACUUCCGCACACUCGCUACUUUAUUUCUGGCGCCUGGAGCGGUUUAUUCUGCUUCCUCGCAAGUGAUGUUUGAAUUUCCCCGACCGGCCAAUGAGACCUCCUUAGAGACCCUCUACAGGGUGAAUUGCACGAACCUAACAUCAUGUUUCGACGAAGUUCCUUACGAGAAUUUAACCGUCGCAAACGAAACCGUUAUCGACGGCAGCGGCACGGAACCGUUAGCCGAUUUGAUUCUCAUGGGAGUCCUGUCGGUCGUUCUGGGCCUUAUGAUUCUAGUUACCGUUAUAGGCAAUGUGUUCGUUAUUGCCGCUAUACUGCUGGAAAGAAAUUUACAAAACGUCGCGAAUUAUCUGAUAGUUUCCCUGGCAGUAGCCGAUUUGAUGGUGGCGUGCUUGGUAAUGCCUCUGGGAGCCGUUUAUGUGAUUAGUAACAACUGGAUAAUGGGUCCGGAAUUAUGCGACAUGUGGACUUCAAUAGAUGUCCUCUGUUGCACAGCUUCAAUUUUACAUUUAGUAGCCAUAGCUGUUGACAGAUAUUGGGCUGUAACUAACGUAGAUUACAUCCACACACGAAAUAGCUACAGAAUAGGAAUAAUGAUAAUAAUAAUAUGGGCAAUCGCUUUGGUCGUUUCGCUCUCGCCGCAAAUUCCACAAUUCAAGGAUCCCGAUUAUCUCUUCCGGAUAAACGAGAAGAAGCAAUGCUUGGUAUCGCAAGACGUCACUUACCAGAUAUUCGCCACCAGUUCGACGUUUUACGUUCCUUUGUUGAUGAUAUUCAUUUUGUAUUGGAAAAUCUUCCAAACGGCCAGGAAGAGGAUACGCAGAAGGAGGGAUAUGAACUCGCGGAUCAUGCAGAAACCGCACAAGACGAAACAAGAAGCAGCAAACAACGGUCAAGUACACAAAAGUUUCCUAUCCAAAAGGAAGUUCCUUAGAUUGAAGAAAGAUCCGGAUAAAAAAUCAUCAGCGGCCGAAGCUCUGGUGAGUUCCCUGAUGACUAUGGAAGGCCAGUCCACCACAACAGUGGAGAUCACCGAAGAGGAUGAUAAAGAUAUAAAUAUAGCCGUACAAAGUUCGGACGCGCCAAAUCAACUUGCUCUGGUAUUAACCGAGGCUCAGAAAUCGCCUCAAUCGACGGACUCGAAUAGAUCCAAAUUUCAACAGGAAACAACAGCUUUUACUAUUUCCAAACCUACCGAUAUUCAAAACAACCUUUACCAAGACAAAACUACCAACAACGGUUCAACAGGCGAUCAAAACGAAAGCGUCAGCCGAGCAGGUACACUCAGUAAAGAGCCUCCAUCUUGUCCGGCAUCCGUGGACAAACUCAUACCGUCCAAGAAAGAGAAAAAGGAGAGCCUCGAAGCCAAGCGCGAGCGAAAGGCGGCCAAAACUCUGGCCAUAAUCACGGGAGCCUUCGUGAUGUGCUGGCUGCCGUUUUUCAUUCUGGCGCUGCUGCUUCCGCUAUGCGGGGACGCGUGCAAUAUCAGCGGCUACAUCAUGAGCUUCGCGGUGUGGUUGGGCUACUUCAAUUCCACUUUGAAUCCCGUUAUUUACACGAUUUUCAGCCCGGAAUUCAGGCAGGCUUUCAAGAGGAUCUUGUGCGGGGGCCAUCGGGGACAACGGACUUAUAGGUCGGGAAAGAUGAGAUAAAAUAAAAAGAUUUUCGUGUGCGGACCGAGUGGUGAGAAAUAUUGGGUUUUAGUUUAUCCGUGAUUUGUAGAGUUAAUUGCAGGGCAGCUUUUGCACUUUAAUCGAAUAUUUUCAGUUUUUGGAAUACUUGUAUUAAUCAAAUUUCUAUAUUGGUACUAAAGGAAGUUCGAUUUUUUUGUUUAGUAAAAUUACGUUCCUUACUACAUCUACAAAAAAAUUUCCCUGCAAUUAUUCUAUAACACACUAGAGAAUAGUUGUAUGAGGAUCAAAUUAUUCCCUGUCGCUUAAAUUAGCAUAUUAUCCAAUUUUCGAUCCUCGAUAAGCUUUAAUAGUAAAAAUUAAAAUUGAAUAAACCUAAAAUAUCUUUUUUCUCAGGUGUAUAAAUUAUUUGUACAGGGUGAAGUCGAAAAAAAGGAUCAGUAAUAUUCAAAACUGAUUUUAUCCAUAUAAAGCAAAAAUAUUAAAUGUUUGGAGUACGUCGGUAUACUAUCAUAAAGCAUUCGCUCUUCAUGUAGUAAAUAGUUUUGCGAAAACAACAUAAGCGAAUUGUUUUAUUUUAUCUACCUUGAAUAUCUGCAUUUGUACAUAGGCAAAAAAGGGUAAGUUCACAUUAAAAACAAAUUUGAAAAUUUGGAAAUUGAAAAUUAAAUAAUAGCAUAAGCACAUUUAAAGACGAAAUGUUACGGAAUGUGAACAUUCCUUUUAUCAGGUAGGUUUGUUUAUGUGUAUAAUUGUUAUGAACAAUAACAAAUUGUUCCAAAGCUACAAUGUCUUUCCAUUUAGUAGUUACAUAUUUAACGUAUAUAUUACUCCAAUUAAAUGUAAAUAAUUUUAUUUUAUUUUAUUAAUUAUCUACAAGUAAAGAAAAUUUGUUGAGAAAGUCUAGCUUAAAAUAACUUGAUAAUACCAAACUGAAUUUAUUAGGAUCAAUAAAAAUAUCGUUAAGUAGUAAACAGUUAUCAAAAAUAUUAGUGUAGCCUGAAAAAUAUUAAAUAAGGGAACAAAAUGUAAAAGGUAAAAUAAAAAUCAAAAAAGAUCAAAGUUUUACUUUAUUUUUGUUAUUUAUAAAUAGUAAGUUAACUUGAAUUAGGUACGAACUUUAAAUUUCUAUCCAUUAUGAACAAAAAUUUAGAAUAUCAAAAGUUCGGUUGAUGAUUUACAAAAAAACAAAUAAAUUGAACAAAAAAAUUAAAAGUGAAUAAAUCUUAUAAAGAGGGUAAAAAUAGAAAGAUUCUUCAUUAUUCUAUCGAAUAAACGAACAAUGAAGAAUCGUUUCGUGGUUUUCAUUACAAGAAACUAUAAACCUGGAAGAAUUUAUAAAUAGAAAUAAUAGAAAUUGUAACUACAAUCCUAAUUUUCCCAAUAUGUAUAAAUUAUUUCAGCUGCCCUUUUAAAAUUGUACAUAUCGC